Eremomyces bilateralis CBS 781.70 is the source of this 2347-nucleotide messenger RNA. RefSeq lists its product as uncharacterized. Lineage: Eukaryota; Fungi; Ascomycota; Dothideomycetes; Eremomycetales; Eremomycetaceae. The record is from RefSeq and is a predicted model, not a curated record. Bases 95 to 2347 code for a protein of 750 amino acids. The transcript is spliced from 2 exons.
GACACAACUCCUCCGAACGUUUUUCCCUUCCACGCCAUCCACCAUCCUCAUGCCGUCCCCACCAUAUUGUCUAUAACUAAAUUAUUCCACAACCAUGCCGGUGGAACUCAUAUUCCCCCUUUCGAACGAGGACCCGCCCUCGCGCCCGUCCCGCUCGACACCACCCCCCCACGACCCCUACCACCCCAUCUUCUCCCCCGGCGCGCUCCCCCUCCCCAAAGUCCAUCGCGGUUGGGAACGCGCCCCGGAAUCCCCGUUCGUCAAGCGUGGUCCGUCACAUAAGAUCUGGAAGCGAUACGAUGGCGCGCAGCUGGUCGGGGGCAUGGCGACUGAGAACGCGGACGGGGAGGUUCGGCGGGUUGAGGGGGCGGCUAGGGCGGUGAAGAGGCAGAAGAUUGGGGGCGCGGAGGGGAGGUCGACGCAGGUAGAGGAGGAGGAGGAGUGGGGGACGCCGCGGAGGAAACGUGCCGCUCCGCAAAUUUCAGCUGUGCAAGACUUUCCUGGACCGAACAGUCCCACCGGUGCUGUCAGCGUGUCCGUGGGUGAGAUUGCAUCAACGCCAACCAGAAUUCAACGUGAUGGAACGCUUGAACCUACCGUUGUUGAAGGAGACGCCAACUCCUGCGAAAACAUCAUUAACACUACGGCAACUGAUCACAUGGAAGGGCCCAAUCCUGUAUCCACUGGCGGCGAAGAGUCAUGUGGCCAGAGCGGGAACCCAUCAGUUGAAGCGGGGGAAACACAGUCACCCAGCGACUCUGAAUAUGCCACAGCAGGUGCUGAGCACGAUCCCCUGGUGAAUGAAAGGGUAGCCAAUGAUGCAGAAACAGAGACAUCUACAACAGAUAACGAAGGAUCUGAGCAUGAAGCCACUGAGACCAUGCGUCUAGAAAACGACCAAGUGCUGCAUUUCAUGGUUCCGCCAGCCGUAGACAACAGCACUGAACUCUGUGUCCUCGGCGCACCUGACACAACUACGGACGAGAAUGAGGCCGCAUCGCUAGAUGAAGACACGAUGUCUCCCACGCAGGAGGUGACUCUCACGGGACCGCAGUUUCCCAAUAUCCAUCUCGACUACGAUACCGAGAUCCUGAAAGAUUUCCUGUCGCGCGCUGCGGCUAGCAAGGCAUCAAAAUCAACCAAUGCGACGAGGAGGGAAUCAAUCGAGAAUCGUCGGGAUUCCGAUAAGGUCCGUGAGGCUCUGUCGUCGCCCACGAAAGCGCUGCAGGAGAAAGAAUUGGCGUCACCGACGAUGAAUUUAGAGCUUCCAUCAAUGCCUAUGGUUCCUAAUAUUCCUAAAGAGAAUUCCACCAUCGAGCUAUCACUUAGCACGGAUGGAGCUAAUGAUGCGGUGAGCAACAAGCCAUGGACAGGCGAAGAAGACACAAUCACCAGCUCGUGGAAUCCACGACGCUCGCUUCGAGCACGGCCUCCGGUUGAUCCUCAAACCCAAACCAAGAAGAUUAAGAUUUCCUUGAACGACACCCACGAGACGAUUAAGCUCCGAACCGAAACGCGAGAACUGGCGAACAUGACGAGACGAAAUACAGGCCGGAACAAGUUCGGGGCGCAGAAUGUCCGGUACCGGCUCAAGUCCCUGGCAACUGACUCUGAAAAUUUGUUCGAAGAGCUUCCCGGAGAAUCAGUCAAUGCGUCCGAGAAGCGGAAGCAAUUGCAAUGGCAUGAAAGCGUUGAUGAGAUGGAGGUGAUCCGGGAGGCUGCAGCUAAGGCUAUUGACGCCGUCCCGAGCACUACGGAAGAGGCUCAGGUCGAUGAUUUGGUGGUACCCAGCCCCGCCAGAAGAUCGUUGAGAGCCCGUAGCGCUUCGCAACGACAACGAACACCGCGUACCAAACGGACGAAAGGGCUGGGUUCCACGAACGGCACGCCUGGCAAAGUGCCUAAGAAUUCGAUGCUCGACACCGCACAGGAAGAGGCGUCGACCGCCGCGGAAGAGCAAAGUGGCAAGCAGCCAACGACAACCACCACUUCAAAGUCCAAUAUCUCGUCUCUCCCUAAACCCGCACCCCUUCCCGCCGUCUCCCUCUCCGUCGUCUCAGAAAGCACCCCGACAACCCGCUCACUCAAACCUCCCACCACCAACGCCCUCACCACCAAGCCCGAGGGCGCCCUCAACGCCGACAACGGCAGCGACGCUGCGUCCGAACCCGCCGUCAAAGAGCCGACCCCACGACCCGUAGAGCGAAAGAGCCGGCUCGUGCCGCCGCGGAAAGUCAAGCUCGACGCGAUCGCGCCGCUGGUGGAGGGGAAGGAGAAUCGGUUGGGGGUGGCGAAGAAGUUGGGUGGGGGGGCGGGGGAGGCGAGGAAGCGGAGGGUUAGAGGGUAG